This is a messenger RNA of Parnassius apollo (apollo), 456 nucleotides long. Lineage: Eukaryota; Metazoa; Arthropoda; Insecta; Lepidoptera; Papilionidae. The record is from the annotation of a GenBank genome assembly.
AUGUCAUUAGGAGAAGCAGCUGUUCCGAUUAUCUCCUCAAUGCGCAUAGUGCUUAAUACGCGCCAUUGGUUCAUAACAGCUUCUCGGUCAAUAUUGGGAUCACCUAACUACCAGGGAAAAUCUUUAAUGUUGGGUUUGCCGGUUGAGAGGCAUACGCGGCUUGGUGCAAACAGUUCAAUUUUUUCCACCACCGACACAUUAAGCGGUAACCUGUCAACUAAUUCUCUUACUAAGCGUACAAGAAAAGCAGAACAUCGUUGCUUCACUUCUUUGGCUUUGUCGGCAGAAACAGUCUUUUUUGCAAGUAAAUCAUUGAACUUUUCUCCAAAGUCGAUUGAGUCCAGUGGAAGCAGUGAAUUUUCAAAUGGAGCUCCGGCUUUUUCUAAUGCUCGCCUAACAGCUGCAAUAUCUGCUUCAUGGAGCAUUGAUACAGAGGCAUUUUCAGACAGACUUUGA